Messenger RNA from Gossypium raimondii (Peruvian cotton), 1126 nucleotides. Its product is annotated as protein LIGHT-DEPENDENT SHORT HYPOCOTYLS 5. Gene Ontology annotation, cellular component: nucleus. The transcript has a single exon. NCBI's taxonomy places the organism in Eukaryota, Viridiplantae, Streptophyta, Magnoliopsida, Malvales, Malvaceae. Gene Ontology annotation, biological process: response to light stimulus; mRNA transcription. The coding region runs from base 320 to 979 and encodes 219 amino acids. The record is from RefSeq and is a predicted model, not a curated record.
GACGUCUCAUCAUUUAGUUUUUUUUUUUUUUCUCUCUUUCACACUUUCUCACUUCAAAUUUCUUCUUCGUUUUGAUAUUCAUUCAAAGCCUGCAUCUCUGAAUUUUUUUUAAAAGCCAAUCUUUGGAUCCCUGCAGUUUUUUCAAUGAACCCUAGUAAAAAAGAGAAGCAGCUAGAGCAAAGAGUUUAUGAAUUGUUAGUGAUUGAUUGAUUGAUAGUAUAUAUUUAUAUAGAAAAGAAAACGACGAUUUGAUGGAAAAUUAGUGACAGUCAGUUAUCAUCAAAAGUGCGAAGCCCUAUAGUAGUUUUUUUUUAAGUCAAUGGAUUCUGCAACGGACCCGAAUACGAUCAAGGAGGAUCCAGUAUCAGUUACGGUUUCAGCACCACCGUCCAAGGGUAUCCAGCAAGGAGUUGGUGAGUCGCCGUCGUCUUCUACUUCCCCAGCAGCACCGAGUCGGUACGAGUCACAAAAGCGUCGAGACUGGAACACGUUCUUGCAGUACUUGAAGAACCAUAAGCCGCCAUUGACUCUGGCUCGUUGCAGCGGAGCACACGUGAUCGAGUUCUUGAAGUACCUCGAUCAGUUCGGGAAAACCAAGGUUCACAUGACGGGUUGUCCUUAUUUCGGACACCCGAACCCGCCUGGUCCUUGCUCUUGUCCACUCAAGCAAGCGUGGGGUAGCCUCGACGCGCUGAUCGGACGGCUGAGAGCUGCUUACGAAGAGAGCGGCGGACGACCGGAAUCAAACCCGUUUGCGGCAAGGGCUGUGAGGAUUUAUUUGAGGGAAGUGAGGGAAGGACAGGCUAGAGCUAGAGGGAUACCUUAUGAGAAAAAGAAGCGAAAAAGGACUUCUGUUACAACUAGCGCUGUAGGGAUCAAUGUGUCGGCGGUGGCUGCCACUCAAGCGGUUGAUUAUGGUGGGGUUAGCGGAGGAACUGCGGGUAAUCUUGGUACUGCUACUACCACUACUAGCUUAUAGAUUCUUCAAUGAUUAUUAUAUAUAUAUAUAUAUAUAUAUUGCUUUCAAUAUUUGAUAUAAAUGUGAUAUGUGGCGGUUCUUUCUUAAAACUGGAUCCAUAUCCCCAUGAACCAAAUUUAGAUGGAAAUAUAAUUUUAAUCUUUCUAA